AUGGCCAUCUCGUGGGCCUACUUGCCAGUUGAAAUACACCAUGAGAUACUGUCCCUGGUUGGUUUACCCUGGAUGGGGAGGCGAUACAAGGUGGCCAAAUUCGCUACAGUGUGCCGGGACUGGCAAGUCUUCUUUGAGACCUGUCUAUUUCGGCGUCUGGUCCUUGAUUCCGACUCUCUCGGCGAAUUUGACGCAAUCAUCAAACGCCAUGACAUUCGGCUGGCGUACAUCCGAAAACUCUGGCUGCGGAUUCAGCUCCCAUCGUACGGCUGCUCCGAUUGUGACAGGCCAGAAAAUGGGGCAACACAGCGUCGCAACAAUGCGGCAUUCACAAUGGCUAUCCAAUCCCUACUGGACACUCUCACGCUCUGGGAUCCAGUGAGACAUGGAUCGAAGGGACUGGCAUUGAUGUUGUCUGCCUCUUCGCGUAGUGAUGCUGAGCAUCGGUUCAGACGGUGUGAAAUCAAGGAUACUUAUCCAUUUCACUACGCCGAAGAUUUAUGCCGUGCACCCGGCAUCGUCGACUUCCACAGGGCCAACGUUGUUAGUUCGCUUACUGUUCAGUUUCAUCAGUACCGAUCUCCCCCGAUGCACAAUGGGCAUGUCAAAAGGGUGCAGGGAACUCCGCUCCAGUUUGAACCGAAAAGGGGCGAGCGAGGCCGCUUCGUCGGUCGAUACAAGUGCCUUCCUGCCGUUCCCAUGGUCAAAGGACUGGUCAUGCGUAGACAGUUUCGUAGAGACAUUCACACACGUACACUGUCUGAGCUCCUAAGUCGAAGCUUUGUGGCACUAGAGUGGUUCCGUUUCGAGAAGACCAUUCCCCUAGAGCCUUAUAAGCAAACUACUUUUGAUAGAGACUUCCAGUCGCGCGUACUGCCCUCCCUGCCAAGAACACUGCGCCAGUUCUCCUUUACGCAGUGGGAAAUUCCCAAAGAUGAGAUUCAGCAAUCUUAUGGUCUUGAAGAAGAAGAAGCACCUAGAAUUUCUUUAUAUGAGAAAGCCCUGCCCUGGGAGAUGGCAAAGCUUUCUUACAAGCUGGAGCAGUUCUGUCCGCCAUGGCAGAUGGAUACUGCUGCCUUUCUUCGGUCUCUUGUUGAACUAAGCGAAUCCUUUGAGAUGCCUGAAAGCUCUCUGAAACGCAUAGUUCUGCGUUGUUCUCUCAAAAACCCAUUCAAAACCAGACGAGAUUUCGAAUGCCUGGUAAUGCUCGCAGCCAAAGCGGCUCUGUCGCUUCCCCGACUGACAGUGAUGGAGCUUUGGGGUACCUGUCUUGACAAAGAUGAAAGCCGCGCAUACAUCUUCCGGUACACUUAUGAAGACAGUCGAGCCAGCAUCGUCUGGAGGAGCAAUGUGGGGACCAUGACAGCUCAAUCUCGGAUUAUCACCAAGUGGAACGAGGUGGCCGAGAAGAACACGGAUUCGACUCUCAUCUACGAUGCUGUAUCCCUUGAGGAGACCGAGGCGGAUAUUUUCAGGUCCAACGGAACAUGCAUCUAUAGACAUCUGCUGCUCAAGGAUUUGGUGUUUGAUCCAAUUACCCAGAUCAUCCUGGAGAAUGAGCCGACCCAAUGGGGCUUCAAUAAGAUGGGCAAUUAUUCAGCUUUUGCGGAUCAAGGGGAUGACGAUAUGUGGGACGGUAACGGGGCAGAUGAUGAUCUUGGGUCGGAGGAUGGCUUUGAGUUAGAUGUUGAUGCUGAGGUGGGCGAUAAUUUGGCCUUACAGCAAACAGAUGUCACGGCUUGGCAGCAGGAAAUCAUUGCUGCUCACCAAGCCAGCAUGUCGGGUAAUACCUUGUGA
Trichoderma breve is the source of this 1797-nucleotide messenger RNA. RefSeq lists its product as uncharacterized. Lineage: Eukaryota; Fungi; Ascomycota; Sordariomycetes; Hypocreales; Hypocreaceae. The transcript has 3 exons. The record is from RefSeq and is a predicted model, not a curated record. The coding region runs from base 1 to 1797 and encodes 598 amino acids.